This is a messenger RNA of Nicotiana attenuata, 660 nucleotides long. RefSeq lists its product as uncharacterized. The record is from RefSeq and is a predicted model, not a curated record. The coding region runs from base 1 to 660 and encodes 219 amino acids. The transcript has a single exon. Lineage: Eukaryota; Viridiplantae; Streptophyta; Magnoliopsida; Solanales; Solanaceae.
AUGGAAACUCCUAAACAGGCUAGCUGGGUGGUAAGGAAAAUAUUUGAAGCCAGAAAAUGGUUAACCACUGGAAUACAAGAGUUGGAACUAUAUGUUGUACAGGGGAAGUAUACCAUCAGCACAGCUUAUCGUUCCUUCAUACCACAAUAUCCAAAAGUUAAUUGGAAGACAUUGUACUUGACACAAGGUAUGAUCCCUAGGCAUCAAUUCAUUCUGUGGAUGGCACUGCAUCGGAGACUAGCAACUGUGGAUAGGCUGAUCAAAUGGGGAAUACCAGUACCUGCAGAAUGUGCUCUGUGUAUGACAGAUGAAGAGGAAACUCAUGAUCACUUGUUCUUUGAAUGCUCAUAUUCAAAGUUCAUAUGGAAGCAGAUUUUGAGGCUGUUUGGAAUUGAUCGACAAGUAGGUAGAUGGCAGGAAGAGAUUGAAUGGAUGGCUACAAAAACAAAGAGCAGGAAUACAAAAUGGAAGAUUCUUGGAAAUACCUCUGCAGCAAUAGUAUAUCACACAUGGAUGGAAAGGAACUUACGAAGGUUUCAACAGACAAGGAAAGAAAGUAGGGAUAGAGUUAGAGAAAUUGUAUUACAUUUACACAUUAAAGGAAAUAGCUACUGUAAAUGGAGAGUUGUCUUAGAUUGGAUAAAUAGAUAUCCAUGUUAG